Molecule: messenger RNA, 255 nt
Organism: Symbiodinium pilosum
Lineage: Eukaryota; Dinophyceae; Suessiales; Symbiodiniaceae
Source: the annotation of a GenBank genome assembly
AUGCGAGUCGCAUGCCGGCCACACCUUCUGUUGUCUUGCAGGACUGGAGUUGCUGCAGCGACUUUCCUCAAUCAAACAUCGGAGCCGGAGACGUUUAAUCCGAUGGCUGGGGAGUCGCCAGUGCGAGGGAGGCGGCAUCAACGGAAGGCCCGGCAAACAAGCAGAUGCCUGCUACACAUGGUGGACCUUAGCCAGCUCCAGCUUAAUCUUGGCAUCCGAAGACAACCCCGACUCGGCGAUGGCGGACUUGUUUGA